Mizuhopecten yessoensis (Yesso scallop) is the source of this 7162-nucleotide messenger RNA. Its product is annotated as leucine-rich repeats and immunoglobulin-like domains protein 2. The record is from RefSeq and is a predicted model, not a curated record. NCBI's taxonomy places the organism in Eukaryota, Metazoa, Mollusca, Bivalvia, Pectinida, Pectinidae. Bases 217 to 3903 code for a protein of 1228 amino acids. Gene Ontology annotation, molecular function: protein binding. The transcript has 19 exons.
CGAAACGUGGGAGGCGAGUUUAUAUUACAGUGCAGUAAGAAAGCGGGUGUAUGGCCCGUAAGAAAAUUACAAGUUUAUGUGGUGAAUUCGCAAAGUUUACAGCUAUGUAGUAAGGAUUAUAUGAACGAAGAUGUCGAUCUUUCAUCCAUGUGAACCUGUGGACCGGUGACCUCCUCAUAUCGGCUGCAAAAGGCAGAUUUUUUGUGUGCUGGGCUUAUGCCCAAAACCAAUAUGGCGGCCGUGUUGUUGUAUUUUGCCUUUACAGCGUUUGUUUUGGAGGGUCUCCUCCUUCACAAUGUGGCAGGGGAGAAUCACAUGUGUGCUUCAGCAUGUUCGUGUCUCCUUAAUCUUGUUGAUUGUUCUAAGUUGGGACUGAUUGAAGUUCCCCGGGAUCUACCCGUCUUCGUCACUCGACUAGAACUUCAAUUCAAUGGAAUUUCAUCUAUAACGGCAGACGACUUCAGAGGAUUGAACAAUCUCACACAGCUAGACCUCAGUAACAACGAAAUACGAUUUUUGAAUGAAUCUGUUUUUCUUCACCUUCCGGCUUUGAAACAACUAAAAAUUAACCACAACAAGCUUACAGAAGUCCCUAUGUUAAAAGGCCUAACAUCUUUAACCACCUUGGAAUUAAAUCACAACCGAAUCCAUACUCUGGCCAUGGAGUUAACCACUCACAUGGCCCAGCUCAAAGUUCUUGAACUCAGCCACAAUCAGAUCGUUGACAUUGUUCCAGGGGUCUUUCCUGUCAACAACACUCUACAAAAACUAACACUCAAUGGAAACGGUCUGGAAACAUUUGAAUCGGGAUGUUUUGACAACUUAACAUCAUUAGAAGUGCUGAAGAUGAAUAAAAAUAGAAUCCGCUUCCUGCCGAAGAAUUUAUUCAGUAAAAUGAAUAAACUGAAAACAUUAGAGAUAACCAAGAACCAGCUCCGCCAAAUUGAAGGUCUUUUAUUCCAACAGUUAUCCAAUUUACAAACUUUAAAGCUUCGGAAAAAUCAGAUAUCAGUAUUGAUGGAUGGAGCGUUUUACGGCCUAACUAAGAUACAGAGCUUACAACUUGACCACAACAACAUUUCAAAUGUGACCCAGAGCUGGCUGUAUAGGAUGGAAUCCCUCAAACAACUAUCCCUGACCAACAACAGAAUUCAAAUUAUUGACCCCGAGAGUUUGGAGGUCUGCAAAAAUUUACAGCUUCUGGACUUGACCAAUAACCGUCUGACCUCGAUCACCCGUGGAUCAUUCUCUGAGCUGAAUAACCUGCGCUCUCUCUACCUCAGUGACAACCACAUCUCUAACAUUGAAGAUGGAGCUUUCCGUGACCUGCAGAGCCUUGAGCUUCUGGAAUUAAACAAUAACGCCAUCUCCUGGACGAUAGAGGACAUGAACGGAGCCUUCACUGGUCUAACCGCUCUCACCAAGCUGGGCCUGGAGAACAAUAAGAUCAAGUCGAUAGCCCAGAAUGCCUUCAGUGGCCUCAGCCAAGUAGUGAGGCUGAACCUGCUGAACAACCCCAUCACCUCCAUCCAGCGUGACGCAUUAAGGGUCAUGACUCAACUCUCUCAAUUAUCAUUUAAUUCAUCAAGUCUACUGUGUGAUUGUCAGCUGUCGUGGCUGCCUCAGUGGCUGGAAGAAAAGGGUUUCCAGAGCACAGUCACAGCCGUAUGUGCCCACCCCGCCAAACAUAGAGGCAAAAAUAUCUAUACUAUUGAUCCACAAGAGUUCAAGUGUGAGGGAGACUUCCUGCAGCCAGUGAUCACGGUGAGCCCAGUGUCCCAGAUCGCACUGAAGGGACAGAACAUCACCCUCAACUGUAGCGCUAACAGUACCAUGCAGUCACACACACAGUUCAGCUGGAAGAAGAACAACAUGUUGUUGAUGGACAAGAACGUGGAGAACUUCGUUCGUGCGGAUGGAGACAUCUACAAUUACACCUCCCACCUCCAUCUGACCCGUAUACAAGACUCCGACAUGGGUCUGUACCAGUGUAUCAUCUCCAACGAGUUUGGUUCGGCCUACUCCAAUAAGUCUGACAUCCGUGUCCAUGUGUUCCCCAAGUUUGUGAAGACGCCCAUAGAUGUGACGGUCAAGGCUGGACACACAGCCCGCCUCCAGUGUGCAGCUACCGGUCAACCCAACCCAAUAAUUAAGUGGAACAAGGACGGGGAUGACUUUCCUGCGGCCAGGGAGAGGAGGGUCCAUGUGAUGACCGCAGAUGAUGUUUUCUUUAUCGUGGAGGUGAACAGGAAGGACGAGGGAGUCUACAGCUGUACGGCCAAGAACGCUGCAGGCAUGAUCAGCGCCAACGCUACACUGAGAGUGUUAGAAUCGCCGACUUUCGUAAAGCCAAUGGAGACGAUGAAGGUGACUUCGGUAGGGGAUACCGCUGUGUUGGAGUGUAUGGCCGCAGGAAGUCCUGCUCCAAGUCUAUCCUGGCUUAAAAAUGACCAGCCUUUAAAGGAAAGUCAGCGCUACUUCUUCACCGCCGGUAACCAGCUACUUAUUAUUGUACAGACCGAGAGGAGCGAUCACGGAAGCUACACAUGUGUCAUGUCUAAUACUCUUGGUAAAGAGACUGGAUCCACUAACCUGCGCGUAAUCCCCAAGAACCGCGGUGCUGUGACAGAAGUAAAGGGCGGCCAGCAAGGAAACAAUGGUCCCAGCGAUGAGUCGACAACAACAGGGAUCAUCAUCAUCGCUGUUGUCUGCUGCGUGGUGGGGACAUCAUUGGUGUGGGUAAUUAUCAUCUACCAGACGAGGAAGCGACAUGAAAUGUACAGUGCUACACCCACAGAUGAAACCACUCUCCCAGGCGAGAUACCCAGCUCAGGGUAUACAUCGUCUGAAAAAGAGGGAAGCUUUACUCAGCCAGUCCCGAUGACAACACCAAACUUUCAGUACCACGACUACCAGAUGAAGGAAUCUGGGUACGAGUCAUCAUCAGGACGUUUUCGGGCGGCAAGAGCGGCCAUAUUUCCAAGUGAUGUAGAUGAGGAAGAUCAUCAACAGUCAGUUCCUCUCACCUUGGGGGAACACCAGCUGGGCUCUGAUUCCCCAGAAAACAGUGUUUCAAGUUUACAUUAUCCAAACAGUGAUGAAACAGACUCUUUAAAAAGUUCUCACAGUACAAACAGCACUCGUGCUAGUGAUCAGCACACGUUACGGACAUUCCACCCCGUACCCACAAACCACGACACGUUGUCGUCGUCACGGGUGUCAGCCAACGUGGACGCGAGUGGGGGUGGCUAUUGUGAGGGGUGUGAUCAGUGUCAGGGACUUACAAGUGGUGAAAGACAGAAUUGUCACAGUGCUAAUUAUAGACACUCUUUAUAUAAUAGUCCACAGCAGAGUGGCAUGCCGAUUCACCAUGGAUCCCAGCCCCAGCCGCCAGGUGCCUCGCACCCCGGCAUAGAUUACCAAGUUGAAGAUGCUGUUUGUGAUAGUCAACACAAUGUUUGCAAUUGUCGCUGUACAUCCCCUGUACAUAAUAAUUCCCCCAUCCCAGUACCAAGCAAUUCUACAGUGUGUCAUCAUGUUAUGAAAUCACCAUCACCAACCCCACCACAUCAUGGCGUGCCUCCACAUGUGGUACCAAAUAUACCCAAUCCAUAUAGCCACCAAAACCCAUCUCUACUCAAUACUCAUGACUGUCAGGUGUGUGCUAAUAAUAAACCGUCGCUGUCACGAAACGUGGCCAAGGACUCGAAUCAUCAUAACAAUUACAAGGAAGUGUUAGUUGUUGGUGGUACUCAUCGAACGAGCAGUGGAGCCAUAGACAAAAUCCCCCCCGUCAUUCCGCCAAAGCACAGACGUUCACAAUCGUCGUCGCAUUCAAAAGCGAAUGGCGUCACACAAAAUGGCACUUUAAAAUCUUUAGAUGGGAAAACAGUGGAUGUGUAGUGGUUAGUUUGUUGACAAGUAGGUACCCAUCAGCAUAAUAAUGACGUCAGGGUCUGGACGUUCAACGGUGUGAAGGGUUCCCGGACGCUGGUGUUCACCAACGGGAAGGAUUCGAAAUGCUGAUGUUCAAAAGUGUGAAAGGAUUGGGACGCUGAUGAUCAACAGUGCGAGGAUUCGAGACACUGACGUCUGACAGCAUGAAGAGUUCGGAACGUUGAUGUUCAGCAGCGUGACGGAGUCGGAACACUAUAUUCAAGUUUCUGUGAUUUGUGUAACAAGCCAAAGCUUUAUAUCUUGUGACCCGCCCAGGAGGGGUGGGUGGUACUGUUGUGUGACCAUCAGUAGGCCACAGGGACUAUACCUUGUGACCCGCCCAGGAGGGGUGGGUGGUACUGUUGUGUUGUGUGACCUUCAGUAGGCCGCAGGGAGAAACAUUUAUUAUUAUUAUGAUUAUUUGUAUACUUUGAUAUGUUUUUGUGUACAUUGACGACAAAAAAUGGAGAAUGAGAUGAAACGGGUAAAUUAUUCAGUUUGAUACUGCUUCCUAUAUAUCCUGUAACCUCAACACCUACUUUAUUACAAGUGAGGCGAGGAAAGAAUUACAGGAUAAACAACAGGCUUCUUUCAGUAUUAACUAAAAUAAUGGAAAAUGAAUGAAAUUGGGUGCAAGCUUUAAGGAAUCAGAAUUCCAAAUCCUAAUAGAUAUCUCUCUUUUUUGUCACAACCGAAUCAGUUUCAUGUUUAUGGUAUUAGUUUUGUAAAAGUAGAAGUAAAUUCAAACACUUUAAAAUGGUGAACUGCCAAAAUUAAUUGCAACAAAAACAAUGUGGUGAAAUGUUCUCUUGAGACCAAAAAUUGCAUUAAUGCUUUUUAUUUAUUCAGUAUAGGUGCUAUGUAAUGCAUCUACCGGUUUUAAAAUGGCAUUGUUCAUUUAUUGAAACCUAUUUAUGAUACAGCCUCAAGGUUUAAGGCCUAUUUCCCAUCUCUCGAUUACUUGUGUACGGAAUUGUAUCAUACUAUUUUGUAUAGCCAAUAAUGUUUUAAAGCUUGCAAUGUGUACAAAUUUUGUUCUCAUUGUAAAUAAUCAGACGGAACAUACCUCAUGCAAAUCCAUUGUUCCAUGUGAGCGUUUUUGUUUUGUAGACUUAAUUAUUACAGUGUAUAAAGUUAGUGUGUUAGACGAUUGUUUGUGAAAGUGUACUGUACUGUGUGACUCACAGUACUUAUAAGGGGAACGUAACCAGUGUAGGAUUGUAUGUGAGAGUGUACUCUGUGUGAAUCGCGGUAAUAACAUAUCGGAAACGUAACCGGUUUAUGAUUGCAAUUUUGUGUGUGAAUGUCACAUCCUUGUUCUAUAGAAUGACCACAUCACACCUUCGUUGACCGAUAUGGAAUGCAAUGACCUUGACAUGAAAAGUUUUUGUUUUUUUCUAAAAUUGAAUAUAUUUACUGUUUCUUUGUUUAGGAAACAUGAUAUACAAUAGUAUAUGCAUUGAAUCUUCGUCAAAACGUUCUGAUAAAUCUAAUCUUACUUAGUGUCGUAUGGUUUCAGUUGUCAUUUUAAUUUAUUACACUGAAGUAAUUGAGUAUAAAGGUAUAGUGUUCCAUGAUGUGGAGGUUCUAUAAAACAAAGACUGGACCCAUAGAGUGGAUGAAAUACAUAAUGACCGGAAGUGAUCAAGUAAGGUGUUAGAACCAGGUCAUUGAAGUGUUAGACCCAGGUCUUCCUGUCGUCAUUGAAGUGUUAGACCCUGGUCUUCUUGGGGUCCUGUCUGGCACAAUGGAGGUCAAUACUAGAUGUUAUCAGAGUCUGACUUCUAUAGAAAUUUAACAUGGAUUUGUUGUCUUUUGGGAUGAAACCAAUUCAGAAACAGAUUUUAAAGUAACAGCACACCAUUGAUACUUAGAAAAUUAAAAUAUUGGUUAUGUUUAAAAUACGAAAUUGAAAAAACUUAACAGCAUAUAUUUGAAUAUUGAAAUUUUGAUUAUGUUUAAAUUCAAAUUAAAAAGAAAACUUAACAACAUAUUGCUAUAGUGAAUAAUUUCAAAAGUUGUUAAUUCUCAAGUGCUUUUGUAUGUGGUUAAUUUAUAACCAAACAAACCUGGGUGACUAGAGAUUGUGUGAGGGUAUAAAUGUGUGUGUGGAGCGUACAUGUGGUUGGUGUAAAUGCCCUGUAGGCCAAGUGUGUUGUGGUUACUCCUCGUCGAUAGGCCAGUCAGUUGUGGUAUUUCCUCGUCUAGGUGCUGUUAGCUAAGCGUUAGACAUUUUACACGUAAAUAUCACUAGUAUAUAUAUAUAUAUGUAUGCCCAAGAAAUCCAAUUUUGUGUCACAAAUCUGUAUCACAGUCGUAUUGUAUGGUAUUAAUCUUUGAUUUGGUCUAUUUAAAAAUAUAUUCCUAUACCUUGAAAUAAAACCACACUUGGUUUUCAAUAAUGUAGUAUUUUAUACUUUGACUUCCACAAUAGCCAUAAAUUAAACAAAUCAAAUGUUCUGGCACUUAAAAUGUUACAGUGUAUAUGUUUGCUUUGUAAUAUUGAAAAGUCACAAAUUAAUUUAUCUGUUUACCUGAAUUAUCAUCAAAAUUUGUUGUGCAGUACCUGUAUGUAUGUUUUCUGUGUGAUGAUAUAAGGGAAAGUAUAGGUUAAGUUCCUAUAUAGGGUGAAAUUAUCACUACUUAAUAUAAUUACAGGUGAGAAAAAAUGGCAAAAAUCAUUUCCAAUCUUUAACACAUGAUAUUUGUAUUAAUUUGUUGGCAAUAUGUUUACUGUGCAAGGUAGAAUCAUUGAAUUCUAAAUCUGAUAAAACAACGAUCAUGAACUGAUUGAAGUAAGCUAGAGCAAAGAAAAAUAUUUGUUGAGCAUGCACAGUUACUUUAUAUAUGAGAAUAUCAGUAAUUGAUAAAAAAAAUCUUAACAAGUUUGAAAACUGCUGUAAAAAAUGUCUUAAAAACACAUACUGCUACAACUGUUGUUGAAAACAAGAUGGUCUCAGGUAUAAAAUAUUAAAAGCAUAUGACAACAUUUGAUAGAAACAGUAUGAAGAUUUUCUUUAAAUGUUGGAUACCCAAUACUCAAUGAUAUUAACAUUAGUAUUUUUGUCACAAAGAAUGUCAUUUUUCACAUUGACGAUUUCACACUAAAAAGGUUGUAGAUAUAUAUAGGUAUGACACUGAAGUUUUACAUGAUGUAUUAUUAUAAUUUUUGAUAUACAAUUUAAAUUUACUGCUUCAUUUUUCACAUUUUCGAAAUUUCAUACAU